Molecule: messenger RNA, 1404 nt
Organism: Penicillium taxi
Lineage: Eukaryota; Fungi; Ascomycota; Eurotiomycetes; Eurotiales; Aspergillaceae
Product: Major facilitator superfamily domain general substrate transporter
Exons: 5
Coding region: 1-1404 (467 amino acids)
Biological process (GO): transmembrane transport
Cellular component (GO): membrane
Molecular function (GO): transmembrane transporter activity
Source: RefSeq, a predicted model, not a curated record
AUGUCGGCCGCAUCGGCAGUAAACGGAACUUUGGCUGAGCUUAAAAUGGACAAUCGGAAUAUCAAUGAUAGAAAGGGACCAAAAAAUGCCCCUAUAGUAAUUUUCUGCAUAUCUUGCACCACUUUCUUCAGCUCUUACCUUGGUGGCCUUGCCACUAUGUACACCCUGGCUACCGGAUGCACACUCCUCAUUUCUGGCGCUCUGUCGGACGCGGUGGGUAAUAGAGUACUAUUUCUGGCGGGGUGUUUUCUCCUCAGCAUCUUUUCCAUGGCCAGUGGACUGGCGCGAUCAGGUACCGAGCUCAUUAUUUUCCGAGCUAUCUCUGACGUGGCGGCGUCGCUCUGUUUGCCAUCUGCCAUGUGCAUCAUCACAGAGCAAUUUCUGACUGGGAAGCUCAGAAAUAAUAUUGCUCUUGCUUUGAUGGGCUCUGGUCAGCCAAUUGGUUUUGAGGUUGGACUCGUUUUUGGUGGUAUCUUCGCCGAUACUUUGUGGCAACUGCCCAGGAACAACGAAGGUCAAGAAGGCGUGUGGUGGACUCGUAUUGUGUUUGGCAUUGACUGGGCGGGAGCUUUCAUUAUAAGCCCAGCAUUGGCUCUGCUAUCUUAUGCAUUGGCAAUUAUAACCGAUGAUGUAUCCAAUAUAAAUGAAGCGGUCACCAUUGUGCUCUUGUGUCUCUUUGGCGUGCUAAUUCUUGGCUUCGUCUUGUGGGAAGGCCGACAGGAGCGCCAUUCUAAGCCUACAUUGAUCAAGAAUUCAUUGUGGAAGCAGGCUGCUUUUACAUGUAUCUCUGUAAUUGUGUUCAUGAUUUGGGGCUCCUUCAACGCUUUUGAACAAGUCGUUAACUUCUUUUUUCAAGAUGUGCAGGGUUUAUCUGUGCUCAAUACUUCAGUGCGAUUUAUCCCAGUCUCGGUUGUUGGCUUUGUGGUUAGUGUCAUCACAGGCAUGAUCUUGCAUCGUGUCCGGGCUGAUAUUCUUAUCAGUAUAGCUACGGUCAUUUCCUCUCUUUCUCCACUUCUCAUGGCGCUAGUGAAUCCAUCGUGGACGUACUGGCGCUGUGUAUUUUUCGCCAUGUGCAUGAACCCUGUUGCCGCAGAUGUUCUUUUCACAGUGUCAAACCUCAUCGUUGCGGGCAUGUUUCCUGCUGAGACCCAAGGUCUAGCAUCUGGGGUGUUCAAUACCGUCUCACAAUUCGGUAGAACCAUUGGUCUGGCUCUGGUUGCCCUAAUUUCUAAUAGCAUCACCGAAAGAACCUCUUCAGCUGAGGACAGACAAAGUCCAGAAGCCUUACUGUCGGGAUAUCUUGCAGCUUUCUGGUUUCUAUUUGCAAUGAACGUGACUAGUUUAGUCAUUGGUCUUUCUGGGUUGCGUAAAGUCGGCAACGUUGGAGAAAGAAAACAUUUAUGA